Clonostachys solani is the source of this 1158-nucleotide messenger RNA. NCBI's taxonomy places the organism in Eukaryota, Fungi, Ascomycota, Sordariomycetes, Hypocreales, Bionectriaceae. The record is from the annotation of a GenBank genome assembly.
AUGAAUAAUUCGUCGACAACCUUCGGAACUGACCCCCUCGUGGGUUUCGUUGCUGAUGACACCACCCGAGGCACACUCUCUAUUAUAUCCUCCUGCAUGUUCACCAUUAUUAUUUGCACAUGGACUACAAUCCACCCCCGCAUCCAUGUUUCCCGUCGUCUUCGAAAUACCCAUAAGUUCUACCAGCUCGUGAAAGCUUUAUUUGCCCCAGAAAUGGUCUGUCUCGAGUCCCUUCAAGAGUUCCUCCAAGCGAGGAAGGCAGUCCGGCGAUGCUAUGAAGCUACGGGCGGUCGCUUCAAAGUUAUCCAUGGCUUUUAUCUUGGCAUGAUGGGCGUCAGAUAUCGAGUUGGUGAUAAUGGAGGCUACCGGACACUCUGGCCUGGCCAAUACGCCUGGCUUCUGAACCAUGGAUUGGUAUCCUGGGACGACCAUGAGGCUUGGGGGCUUUCCCAGCCUGAUAUUGAAGACAAAAAUAAGGCCGAUGGCUUAGUUAAACUCGCUACUCUUCUCCAAGUCAUUUGGUUUACACUCCAAUCUAUUACACGAUUGGCACACAGCCUUCCCUUAGCUGCCAUCGAGACCAUGGCGCUUGCUUAUGUCUUCAACGCAGUCAUCACAUAUGGCUUCUGGUGGAUGAAGCCUAAAGAUAUUGCCACGGCUUCUUUUGUCGAUCUCCCAGAGAUGACAGAUCUACAGCGGGAGGUUUUUGAAGGCCUCUCGAUGGAGAACACGUACGAUGUUUCAGGGGAGGACCAAGAACCUGCCAUGGACACAGCCUGGUAUGUAGUCGCCAGAGACUGCCAGGACGAUGAUAUCCUGUUGAUGCCCCGCGCCAAUGAUAGCGAACAUGUACGUCCUACUGUAUCACGCUUGGACAAAGGAAGCAUUUUGGAAGCUCAGUUGGACUCUGAUGCCAGUAGCAACACUGAAAAGAAAGCCGCAGAUGGCGUGAUUACUGAAUGGGAUGCCAACCUUUACAUGACUAGAUACUGGCCUUUGCUCUGUCUUCUCGGUGCCUCAUUCGGCGCCGUUCAUUUGAUUUCAUGGUCCUCGGUAUUCCCUACUACAGUCGAGCUCUGGCUCUGGAGAAGCAGUGCCCUCCUAUCUGUUGUCACAGCGGUUCUAUUUGGGAAGGACCUCUCACCAUCGUUAAAGUAG